Molecule: messenger RNA, 1932 nt
Organism: Cicer arietinum (chickpea)
Lineage: Eukaryota; Viridiplantae; Streptophyta; Magnoliopsida; Fabales; Fabaceae
Molecular function (GO): nucleic acid binding; zinc ion binding
Source: RefSeq, a predicted model, not a curated record
UUGUUAUUUUCAAAAUAGAAGGGCCCAAAUAAUCGGAUCGUGAAACUUUGCGCCAAAAAUGCAUUUUAGGUAAACAAAAAUUGUUCCCAAUCACUUUCCUCCAUACUAACAUUAACAUACCAAGGUGCCGCGAGUUUUUUCCCGGAGAAUUUCCUUUCUUCGCCAAUUUGUUGGAGCAUUUUGGAAUUUUGAUGCGAAAUGGGAACUCGAUCAAAUUUCUACAAGAACCCGUCGAUCACAUACAAUAAACACUUCAGUCUCUCUUCCGUUCUUCAGAACCUCCAAGCUUAUAACAUCGUCACCGGCAACGUUACUUCCGACGACCAAUCGCAUCCCGCUCCCACCGCCUCCCUCAAACGUCGCCGCCAUUCCCAGCCACAGAAGUCCCGUCACAAUCACCUUAAGGAUGACGUUGAAGAUGUCCCUUCCUCUAUGUCCCACCGCGAUUACAUUCAAAAGAGAAGGAAAGAAGUUGAUUCGUCUAAGAAUAGUGAGCGAGUUGAAUUGACUGAAGAUGUAUUGGGAAACCCUAAUUCUGCUAUCUCCUUGGUGGACUAUGCAAGUGAUGAAAGUGCUUCUUCAGAGUGCGAAGAAACUCAUACUCUUCCAAACUCUGGUCACAAAAUAGAAUUUAAUGGAAUCAAAAGUAGAAAUGAGCAGCGAUUUCCUGUAUCUGGAGAGCCUGUUUGUCUUAUAUGUGGAAGAUAUGGCGAAUAUAUAUGCAAUGAGACAGAUGAUGAUGUCUGUAGCAUGGAGUGCAAAAAUGAACUUUUGGAAAUUCUUAAACUCAAUGAGGGAUCCUCCCAUGACCAAGCUAAAAAUUUCUCCUCAUCUGGCAUUAGUGAUUCCUUACCGCUGUUACCGGUUCCUGUCUUUAGUGAUGAUACCUGGGAUUAUAAUCGACAUCGCUGGUCAAAAAAGAGAUCUAGUCUUUCUACUUAUGAAUGUUGGAAAUGUCAAAGACCUGGGCACCUAGCUGAAGAUUGUCUAGUAAAGGGUUGCAGUGAGACCACAGUGGGAGGAAGUAAUAGAUCUAGUUCCAUUCCAAAGGAUCUUCUUGGACUUUAUAGAAGAUGCAAGGAGUUUGGUAAAGACUUGUUGGCUUCAAACUGUAACGCAUGCCGCAGCUCAUCGAAUUUGGCAACAUGCAUCGAUUGUAGUGUUGUUCUUUGUGAUGGGGCAGGUCACUUGGAUGAUCAUAUAAGAACACACCCUUCCCAUCAAAAAUAUUACUCACACAAGCUAAAACGUCUGGUUAAAUGCUGCAAGUCAACUUGCAAGGUCACUGACAUCAAGGAUCUCUUGGUUUGUCACUAUUGCUUUGAUAAAGCCUUUGAAAAGUUCUAUGACAUGUAUACUGCAACAUGGAAAGGAGCCGGGUUUUCAAUUAUAUUGGGUUCUAUAUGCUGUGAAGAUCACUUCACGUGGCACAGGAUGAAUUGUUUGAAUGCAGAUGCAGAGGGAAGUGCAUAUAUUGUAAAAAGCAAUGGCCACAAAGGCAAACGUACGCAACUUAGUGAUUUCAUUUUUUGAUGGUUGAACCACUUUGGUCCUGAGUUUUGAUCGACAUUUUAAAAUUGCUCUUCAAACGGAAUCAAUGGAUAAUGGGGUGAAUACCUUGCUCAGUUCCCCGUUUUUUGAGACUUGACUGGUGGAAAUUUUAGACGAGGCAUGGUGAAAUUAUAGAUAUUGUUGAGAGAGGUCGAGCUUCUUCUCCAUUGUACUCAAACAUGUAGAUCUUGUUGAGGUUGGUUAAAAUUAUUCAAAGCCUAGAACUAGGAGCUAAAUUAUCACAUUUGAAGUUUCACUUGGGUUUUUGGCAUACUUUGGAUGUGUUCUUUUUAUCAUUGUGAUUUGUUACCAUGCUUUUGUCAUGAAUGUGUAUAUAUUUUACAUCAAUGAACAUUUAGUCUCUUAUUUGUGAGGAAAAAA